UUUGUCGUAAGGAAAUCAUCUCGGUUCCGUUAUACAUAUAAUAAACUAGCAAUCAUGAAGUGCAUCGCAGCUGUAGUCAUGGUAGCUUUUGUCGCUGUAGCCCGAGCCGGUCUUAUCUACAGUGCACCGUGGGCUUACACCCUGCCCCACACCACAGUCGUCCAGAGUAACUCAGCACCGAAAUUGGUGGCGGCGGCCGCAACUCCCUUCAGCGGAUGGUCUUUUGCGCCAUCGAGCGCCGCUGCCUGGCCCUUCCAUAGUGCCCCGUACUACGUGCCCUAUGGUGCUCCGUUUACUUACAGUGCUCCGAUUUCCUAUAGUGCCCCCAUUGCAUACAGCGCUCCCGGUCUGCUACUCCAGAAGGAGGCUCGCUAUCUGGCUGCCAACCGAGGUGCCAUCCACGAGGCGCCCCUUCCGGGACAUGAGUACUCCCAGCAGCAGCUCAAUCUGGAACCAGCUGCGGGAACCGUUUGAACUGACACUGACUGCAAUGUGAUGAUAAAUUAUGAAGAAUUUUGUGACUGAUUAAAAAGUGUUUUGGAGAAAUAGUUCAUUUUAGUUUGAAUAAUAAAUGAUUAAAAUCUAAACUUUCUGUGAGUGAAAUACGUUUUUGAUAGAAC
Topomyia yanbarensis is the source of this 620-nucleotide messenger RNA. Its product is annotated as adult cuticle protein 1-like. NCBI's taxonomy places the organism in Eukaryota, Metazoa, Arthropoda, Insecta, Diptera, Culicidae. Bases 55 to 474 code for a protein of 139 amino acids. The transcript is spliced from 2 exons. The record is from RefSeq and is a predicted model, not a curated record.